AUGAUUGGGAUUUAUAUGCUGAUAGCCUCAGCUUCAAUAUCGCCUUAUGCAUCAGCCCAUGCACAAAGUCAUCAACAUAAUGCCCAAGGCAAUGCUCCUCUGAUUAAUCCCCUAGCUUUCCAUACCUACGACUUUGUCCCAGGUCUCAAAAGCCAUCUUCUCUUCAUGGGAACAUCGUCAAACUGGUCCUUCAACAGAAGAGUUCUGACAAUGACACAUGAGCGCAUCAAAGGAACAGCAUUACCUACUCACAACCUGCAUUUCUCAGGACUUGAAGGAAAGAUAUUCGACUUCAAGUGGGAUGGGACGAGGAAGACACCUGGGGAAGCACCCGACAUGAGCUCGCUUCCCACCAAGGACUUUGCCCUAUAUCUCAUCAAUUCAGUCAAAUUCCACUGCGGAUGGCUAUAUAGUCUAUUCGACGAAGAUCUCUUCAUGGAACGAUUCCACCGCUUCCAUGAACAUCCUGCAGAGUACUCACGAGCCGAACCUCUCUGGUUUGUUCAUUAUAUUCUCGUCGUAGCGCUCGGAAAGGCCUUCGUGGUUCAAUCGACCAAAUCUAGACGUCCUCCUGGUGGGGACUUGUUCAUACAUGCUAUGAAGCUCAUGCCGGACUUUAGCUUCUUCGACUGCAAUAUCAUAGACGAGAUGCAAGUCCUCUGUUGCGCUGCUAUCUACCUACAUUCCGUUGAUCACAUUCAACAGGCCCACCGUCUGUCUACUGCUCUUGACAAAUCUUAUGUCGAUAAAUGCCGGCAUAUGUUCUGGACCAUCUACAUCCUCGAACGCCAGAUGGGCUCUCUGAUGGGACUCCCAUUGAGUAUAUCUGACGAUGUUAUAAGCGCGCGUUUUCCGGCCUUUCCAGGACAGCCAGAAAAACUGGAGGCUCUCAAGAUACAUGUCGACUUUUGCAGAGUGCUUGCCAAGAUAGACCAGACUGUGUAUGGGCUCGAAGGAAAACUUGACAGUCGAUUCAAUCGAGUGAAGGAAUGGCUGGGAUCUCACGAAUAUCAGCUCAUCUUCAUCUUCUACAGCACCAAACUGGGUCAUCUAGAGGUAGCUCUCAUGCAUUGGCUACAAUCUGAGAGCGUAAUGGGUCUUGUCCAGAUGUGUACCGAGUCCGCUCAGCAGAUCCUCAGAAUUCUCUCGAGCCUGUCUGACCAGGGGCUACUAGAAACAUUUCUACGCUUCGAUCAUGAUGCAACCUUUACCGCUACUAUCGCACUACUCAUGGCGGCUGCGAUCGACUCAUCUCUAUUACCAGAUCAUUCUCCAUGGACACAACGUGCCUACGCCAUCUUUGACGAGAUGGGCUCUCGCGGUAACCCCGUAGCCAACAUGGUUGCAUCUGAACUGCAGCAGUUGGAAGGGUUACUCCAAGAGUUUCUCGUCCACAGUGAUUCAAGAACCUUGGUUGCAGCACAGAGCCAUGGCACUCCACGAGAAGGGCUAGCUGACGACAUAGAUGCAACCACAGCAACUAUUGCUGGGUACAAUGAUCCGUUCAAUCUAGAUUCUGGUGAUGAUUUUGGGCUAGGAUUGAGCUAUGAGCUCAGUGCAGAGCAGCUGCUCAAUGUUGCCAAUUCUUUGGAUAUUGAUAGUUUGACAUGGCCAUGGCCUGAGGACCCAAUGGUCGAGGAUAUGGAGGGAUCUUAG
This is a messenger RNA of Fusarium graminearum PH-1, 1656 nucleotides long. RefSeq lists its product as uncharacterized. Gene Ontology annotation, biological process: DNA-templated transcription; positive regulation of transcription by RNA polymerase II. NCBI's taxonomy places the organism in Eukaryota, Fungi, Ascomycota, Sordariomycetes, Hypocreales, Nectriaceae. Gene Ontology annotation, cellular component: nucleus. Gene Ontology annotation, molecular function: sequence-specific DNA binding; zinc ion binding. The record is from RefSeq and is a predicted model, not a curated record. The transcript is spliced from 7 exons. Bases 1 to 1656 code for a protein of 551 amino acids.